GAGAGAGAGAAAAAGAGUGCCACAGAGGAGCAGAGAUAUAAUGGAACACCAAAGGGAAGAGUGUGUGGAGAGUGGGUUGGAAUCAGAAGUUGAAAAGUUGAGUUUAGAAGGGAAGAAGAAGAUAAAAGAAGAAGAAGAAGAAGAAGUGUCAGUGGAAAGGAUUUUUGAGAACAUUGAAGUGCCCUCGUGGAAGAAACAGCUGACAAUAAAGGCAUUCGCAGUGAGCUUCAUAUUAUCAGUGAUGUUCAGCGUCAUAGUGAUGAAGCUCAGCCUCACCACCGGUAUCAUACCGUCAGUCAACGUCUCGGCCGGAGUCUUAGGGUUCUUCUUCGUCAAGACUUGGACCAAGUUGCUCCAUAGAACUGGCAUGUUGAAGCAGCCCUUCACCCGUCAAGAGAACACUGUUAUUCAGACCUGUGUAGUUGCCGCCUAUGGCAUUGCCUACAGCGCUGACUGA
Messenger RNA from Ilex paraguariensis (yerba mate), 457 nucleotides. The record is from the annotation of a GenBank genome assembly. NCBI's taxonomy places the organism in Eukaryota, Viridiplantae, Streptophyta, Magnoliopsida, Aquifoliales, Aquifoliaceae.